AUGGCGCUCACUCGGCCUGGCUUAGCGACUCUAGCUCGCUAUAAGCGGCACCACAAGCUGAAGGACAAUAUUAUGGGCGUUACACGCCCUGCUAUUCGCCGCCUUGCCCGACGUGGUGGCGUUUACCGAAUUCGCAAAGAAAUAUACAACGAGAUCCGCAAGGUCAUUAAAGAACGUCUAACAGAGAUCCUCAGACACAUCGUGCUCAUACUCGAUUCGGCUCGGACCCCGAGAGUCGAUAGGAAGAUGGUCACGACGCAGGAUGUUUGCUACGCGUUGAACCAAAUGGGAAGCACAAUAUACGGGUUCUGA
Messenger RNA from Aspergillus calidoustus, 312 nucleotides. NCBI's taxonomy places the organism in Eukaryota, Fungi, Ascomycota, Eurotiomycetes, Eurotiales, Aspergillaceae. The record is from the annotation of a GenBank genome assembly.